Hyposmocoma kahamanoa is the source of this 1127-nucleotide messenger RNA. RefSeq lists its product as uncharacterized. The record is from RefSeq and is a predicted model, not a curated record. NCBI's taxonomy places the organism in Eukaryota, Metazoa, Arthropoda, Insecta, Lepidoptera, Cosmopterigidae. The transcript has 4 exons. The coding region runs from base 107 to 646 and encodes 179 amino acids.
UCGAUACUGCGCACACGCGACAGGCGUCAUCCAUCGAAAUAGAUUUUAUUUAUUGAGCACAGUUUUCACAUGAAAUAGGUUAGAGACUAGUGCAUUUCGAGUGAGAAUGGGCGUGCCAAUGGUGAAGACGUGUUGUUAUUGUGGUAGUCUACACAUUGGUACACUUAUCAUUGGCUAUUUUUAUUCAUUUUGGGCCUUGCUAGAGUUAGCAGCGUACUCGUUGCUGGUGACACUAGCACCAUUAAGUGAAAAUGGUGUAGUGUCAAUUCACAAAUACGUGCUGUACAUCGUAGCGGCCGUUGUUAACGGAAUUCAAUUUCUGUUUUCUGUUCUGCUGGUCGUUGCCGCAUAUAAGAAACUGUCGUACCUGACCCUCCCGUGGACUAUUUUGACGGGCAUCCUUACAGCGCUCGUGUUUAUGAUCAGCCUCACAGGCUUGAGCCUCAUCCUACAAGACACCGGCGAGUUGCUAGAGAUAGAGACCGCUGUCAUCGCCGUGCAUUUCGCCAGGGCAUGUAUAUCGGUGUACUGCAUAAUAGUCGUGCACAGCAGACACAAGCAAAUCAUGCUGGAGAAAGACGAGGAACGUUUCCUGAAUUCUGGACGUGUCUAUAAACCUAUCAAGACCUCGGAAGAUAACAAUUAGAACGUUCUUGACCACGAUACAUUGACUAAAUCAAUCUCCAUUAAUGGUGUCGAUUGGUGUCUAAUACAAUGUAUUAUAGUAAAUAUAUUAUUGUAGUAAUGUUAUGCCAAAAUAUUGGCAAUAACUAUGUAUAUACAAGGUAUUUCUACGUUUAAUGUAUGUACGAAGGUCAAUUUUUCAUGCUUUCUUGCAUAUUCCACAGCCCAUGGUUAUGUCUUUUAUAGCUUUAUAAUGCAAAGACUGACAAUAUAGCUUUUAAUAGGCUUUCGCCAUUUUGUGAAGACUUGAAGUAGGUACUUAUUAAUUUAGAUAUUCUGCUUCAACCAUGAAUGCGGGACUGAAAAGUAACGUUACAGCUUUUACUUAUAAAGUCUGUUACAAUGGUAAUCUACCAAAGCUAUAAUAUAUCUUCCUAAAGUUAAUGUAAAGGUAUGCAUGUAUUUAAUGUGCUAUAAUAUUAUGUUGUUUUGUUUUAUAAUUU